Messenger RNA from Aspergillus welwitschiae, 551 nucleotides. RefSeq lists its product as uncharacterized. The record is from RefSeq and is a predicted model, not a curated record. The transcript has a single exon. The annotation marks the transcript as partial. NCBI's taxonomy places the organism in Eukaryota, Fungi, Ascomycota, Eurotiomycetes, Eurotiales, Aspergillaceae.
AUCCGAGAGAGUCCAAGCCGUCGGGCAGCCGACGAAGAAAGAGGAAAAAAAAUAAAAUUGAAAGGACAAAAGGGCGGAGCUACCAAGAUCUGCAUACAUGACGUGGGCCCGGCGUGGUGAUGAAAUUCCAGAACAAGCAUGCUUUCCAGGCCAUCCUGGACUACGACUAGCGCCUGCACCUCAAGAGCUGACGGAUUUAGUCAACUUAGCAUACAGAUUUCCAGCGAAUGGUGUGUUUGAAGGACCGGGCACGCCUGUCAUGCGCAAGGGUCUAGAUGGAAGCGGAGCCCGUGAUAAGGGACCUGAGCAGGCUAUUCAGUGGCGCCGUGGCGGAGCGUUGGGCUACAUGGUAUGGAGUAGAUAGGCCGUCGACUCUUCUCAGCCAACAUCUCCCACAUGUGUUGACGGAGAAGGCUGUCUCCCACGCAGAAGCUAAGCUGUGAUCAACACGGAGAGGCCCGAUGCAACGCGAGACGGCAAGGCAGGUCAUCAAUUGACGACUCAGGGCGCCAGGGUCCCUAUCCCCCCUCUUCAGGAGGAGUAGUUGUAGG